Molecule: messenger RNA, 3374 nt
Organism: Psammomys obesus (fat sand rat)
Lineage: Eukaryota; Metazoa; Chordata; Mammalia; Rodentia; Muridae
Gene: Szrd1
Product: SUZ RNA binding domain containing 1
Exons: 4
Coding region: 108-518 (136 amino acids)
Source: RefSeq, a predicted model, not a curated record
CCGGAAGAAGAGAAAGGAGGAAACAGAGGGAAAGAAAGGAUGUGACCAUGAUUUGCUGGCCAUGAGGACUGACCUGGUGGAGCAGAAGCAGCCCAGGCCAGAUCAAUAUGGAAAUAGACAGACGAUUGGAAAAAAAACUGAAGAUCACACAAAAGGAGAGCAGGAAAUCCAAAUCUCCUCCCAAAGUGCCCAUUGUGAUUCAAGACGAUAGCCUUCCCACGGGCCCCCCUCCACAGAUCCGCAUCCUCAAGAGGCCCACCAGCAACGGUGUGGUCAGCAGCCCCAACUCCACCAGCAGGCCAGCCCUUCCUGUCAAGUCCCUCGCACAGCGGGAGGCAGAGUACGCAGAGGCCCGGAGACGGAUCCUGGGCAGUGCCAGCCCUGAGGAGGAACAGGAGAAACCCAUCCUCGACAGGCCAACCAGGAUCUCUCAACCUGAAGACAGCAGGCAGCCCAGUAAUGUGAUCAGACAGCCUUUGGGUCCUGACGGGUCACAAGGCUUCAAACAGCGCAGAUAAAUGCGGACAAGAAAGGAUGCCGCUGCCACCGCUGCCGCCACCAUCAUCGCCUCCUGGAUUGUCUGCCAUGGGUUGCACUGCCAUGGCAGACAUCUGGACUUGAGCAGAGGGAACGACCUGACUUACUUGCACUGUGAUCCCCCUUGCUCCGCCCACUGUGACCUUGAACCCCAUGCACUGUGACCUCUGCCUUCCCCCCUUCCCACUGUGAUUGGCAUGUUGACAAGGGCUGUCCCAAGUCAAUAGAAAGGGAAAGGGUGGGGAUCGGGGAGGAUUGGGGGAACCUACCAAGGACUCAGAGUAGAGGGUCAGACAGUGCCACUUGGCCACUUGGGGUAAAGCCAGUGCCAGCAAUAACAGUUUAUCAUGCUCAUUAAUUUGGGAUUUCAAACACAAAUGAGAACUCCCCCCCACCCACCCCAAGUGCAUGUCGCCAUCACUUAAAAGUAAGUUCCAUUGAAAAUAUCCUUUCCUUUUUUUUUUCUUCCUAUUUUUGUUUAUACAAAGAAUCUGAUUUGCAAGAAAAAAGUGCAUGGAAGGGGUUUUAGCAGUUUAAUGAAUUUUUAAUUGAGAAAGGGUAGUUUGGUAGUCACUUAAAGAUGUUUCUAGGAAAUUUGCUAGAAACAUUAACCAAUAGGAUUUUGGAAAGCUUAGCUUCUGUAUUCCUACUGCUGCCCAGAAAAGGGGCUGGGCUCGGGAGUCCCCCUUCCCCCAACCACCACCGUGGGUGAGCAUCUGUGCCUAUCGCCUUCCUUCCUCUGGCUAAGUCCCACCUGAGUUGUCUAGAGAUCGCUCCGGGAGCCUGGGGGGGGGGGGGUGCUGACCCCACCUUAGUAUUGUGGGAGAUGGGGAAAGUGACAGGUUUCCCUUUCCAUAUCCCUCAGGGUGGCUCCCUACCAGCCAGGUUUGCGGCUUCUAGGGAAGGGCAGGGAGCGACUCCGGGCUCAGAGAGGCAGUGGUGGCACUUGUCCAGUGUUUGCUGUCAGUGUAAGCCCAGGAGAAAGUCUGGCUUUAGAACUCCAGGCCUAUGCCUGGGGUGGUCAGAAGGUAGAUGGUCCUGUCCCUUCCAGCAAGACUGGAAUGCUUAAGGAUCUGAGGCGUGCCACAUCUGUUGAUGGUCCUGGCUCAGAAACUAUAGCUGGUACAUUUCCUGGGUGAAAUGAGUACAGUAGGAGUAAAGCAGUUGGAGAAGAGUUCGUUAAGGAAAAACUUUGCAUUGCAAAGGCAGGUGGCUGACAGGUUCCCCAGAGGCCUCAGAUGUGCUUUCCCUUCUUAGAGCAAGGCUGGCAUGAAGGCCAUUUCUCCAAGCCAGGAAAGAUUUGCUUUGUCUCUUGAUGGGAGAGGCUUGAGAAAGCAGCUGUAUCCUACCGGGAUACAGGCUUUGUAGCCUCUUCCAGUGCACUUCGCCUUAUGCCUGGGCCAGCCUGGCAGCCUCCCCUCUCCUGACCAGCACUCAGGUUUGGGAGUGGGUGGUGGUGUGGGAUUAUCAGGGCAGCCAUGGCGGCCAAGGUGUUGAGCUUGAGCUGAGUUUUGCAGGAUCACACCACCUUCAGUUCCCCUGGCUUAUGCCCUGUGGCAGUGGCCCACAUCAUCAUCCCCUUAGCAAGCAGCUCUUCCCCCAGCACAGCCCUAGUCCUGCCUGAAACCAGGGGCCAUCUGGGAGUGAGCUGUGACAGAGCCUCAGCAAGGGGGUUGAUCACCCCCAGGAGCAGGUAGAAAGGAACUUGGCUGCUAGCACAUAGGCUAGGGCCCACCCACAGGGAUAGUGGUUGUGGUUGAAGGACAGACUGCCCUUUCUUUGGAGAAGGGUGUAGAAACCCCGCUUGCCAGGCCCCCUCUACUGGGAGCCAAGGGCAGCUGGUGUCUGCACAUUGAGAGCAUGCAGGAGUGGCUCUCCCAUCUCACUGUGGCCCAUGGAGGCCCCGCCCACAGUGCGCCUGCCUACCAGCAGCCAUGUAUUUGGCCUCCUAGAUGGAGACGUGGCUGGCAUGCUGAGAGAAGGAAAGAAAGGAAGGAAGAAAAAACAGACUGGUGUUGGGGGAGGUGGGAAGCAUGGGAAACGGUUUGGACUUUGUGUGUAUGUGUGUGUUUGUGGGUUGGUUUAUUUUAAUUUGUGUGUGUGUGAUUAUUUUUUCCUUUUUUUUUUUUUUUUUUUUUUUUUUUGUAGUUGUCUAUAACUCCAUAAGUGCUAUUUUUCUUUUUCUUUCUUUCUGUCUUUAAGUUGCAGGCUUUGGCUUGGAAAUCCCCAGGGGAAAGAGGGGCAGGAACCUGAGGCUGCUGCCCUUUUGUCUGCCUUCACGGUACUGUCCCUUCCCCCAGCUCUUCCUGGACCCCAUGAGCCAGGCCUCAGCCCUUCCAGCUAACCGCUUCCCAUGAGCCACUACUCUGAUGUCAGCCUAUAACCAAAGGAGCUGGGGGUCCGGGUCUGGUGACCAGCCCUUCUCAGUCCCCUCAAUCAGGGUGCUCCCCACCUGCAGGCAGGAGGCAACACCCUAUCUGCUGCCAUCAGCCCCUUCCAGAGCCCGCCUGUCCCGCCCAGCCCUGUCCUGCCCCGCCAUACCCUGCUCUGCCCCAUCUGGGGGUGCUCUGCUCAGGGAUGGGCCGGCAGGGCUGUAUCCAGUCUCCCUGGUAAGCAGAGACUCAAGAAAACCUCCGGGAUCCUGCUUCUGGUCAUAUGGCCCAGGGAGGACCCUUGGGCAUCUGUACAGAAGGGACUGGGAGGGAGGGCCGCACCCUGCAGUCUUGCUCUGCUGGUGUAGCAGGCAGCUCCCCACCCUAACCCCCACCGCGGGCUCCUGAGUCGGCAGAUUAAGCAUUUUAUAAAUUGUAUUUUAAAUACAUGUUUUAAACUUGUCA